Molecule: messenger RNA, 1986 nt
Organism: Zasmidium cellare ATCC 36951
Lineage: Eukaryota; Fungi; Ascomycota; Dothideomycetes; Mycosphaerellales; Mycosphaerellaceae
Exons: 1
Coding region: 1-1986 (661 amino acids)
Source: RefSeq, a predicted model, not a curated record
AUGGACCUACUCAGGCUCGAACAGCAGCGCCAGGCACUCGAACAGCAGCUGCAGAUUCUGAGAACUUCACUUAAAUACUGGCAAACCUCCGAGGCCGAACUGGAAGGCUUCAAAGAAGAGAUUGAGACCCACUCGGACGACCUAGACCUGGAGACCCUCAGCAAGACUUACAACGGCGACAUCGUCAACGAAAAGGAAAUUCGCGACAUCGCUGGCCUCGACACGCCAUCGCCUCGGGGGGCUCAAGCAAUCCUUGGCGUUGUGGCACGACGUCAGGAGUACGUGCAGAAGAACAUCGAGACUGUCCAACGUCAGUUUUGGGAUGCCGAGGCCAAGCUCGAAGAACUUGACUUCAUCUCUGUCUCGUCCAACCGCGAUGGUGGUAAUAGCGGUAGCUUGCCCCUCACUGAGAUUCACGAGGAGCUUGAUGACGAUGGCAACGUGAUCUCUUCAAGCUUGUCCCAUCCCGAAGAUUCGACUGCCAAAAUUGUGGAUGCUUUGCGGCAAGCAGGUGUCUCUCAAACCGAAUUGAGCGACUCUGCAUCCAGCAAGUCUGCCAUCGAAGACACCGAUGAUGACGGCUCAGAAGGUGCUGCACCAUCCACCCUGCCGCCGGCCAUAGUCAACCUCGAUAAACGAGGCGACCUACCACAAACCAACGGUAACUCCACUGCGAAUGAUAUCGGACCAAAUCGCCCUCCCAUCCGUAAAAAGUCAGUCUCAUUCACAGCCGACACGAAGCCAUCACCAGAGCCAAUUCGACAGGAAUCAGAAGAUGGCAAGAAGACAGUCUCGUUCAACGACAAGAUUGCAGUCAUGCCAGCCGCACCACCAGCCGACACUCGUUCGGUUUCAUUCUCAACCCAGGUCGAAGAAAUACCAGCAGAGCCAGCACAAGUACCACCAGACGCUCAGGCAAACUCCACCACGGCCAUACAGAACGACUUUCGCGGAACGUUCAAACCAGGUGACAAAGUCCACGAACUCAACGACGAUGACGAUGUAGUCGGUGCGCACAUUGUCAUCCCGGAGCAUGAGUCGGAAGAAGAUGCACGAAUUCGAAGAGAGAUGCUGGACUACCACUUGCACGAGGUUGGCCAUGUCGUUGCGCAAAUGGACUUGGAUGAAGGUGAUAUGGAUGAGUACGAAUCUGCGUCCGCCUCCGACUUUGCCUCUUCAGAGUACCAGGACGAAGACACUCCGUACACUAGCGGCCUCUCAGAAUCCGAAGACGACAGCGAAGACGAAUUUGGUCGCACCAAGAAGCGUGUUGUAAGCGACGACUACCACAAGGAGAUGCAGGAGCUGGAGCGCAGACUUAUUGGCAAUAUGGGACCCACGCCUAGCGAACAGGAACUGACCGGUCUUGAUCCCGACCUCGAUACGGGCGAUGUCCGCCGUCUGGUCAUCCGCGAGAAGCGCAACUCCACUUCAAGUGUGGGCUCUGACGGCGAGAAGAAAACUGCUGGCAAGAAACGAGUCAGCUUUGCGGACGCUCUCGAUGUUGCGGAACCCAGCUCACCGCCACUCAAAGCGGCAAAGCAUGAGGAAGGCGAGAAUACAGCUCCUCUUGCAGACGUUGUCACAGAGCGUACCGCAUCGUUCGAAGGUCCUACUGCACAAGAGCGCAACACGUCUCGAUUCACGCAAGCUCGUACGGCACCCAUCUCGAAUGACUCGAAUUCCUCGGACGUUGUCAUGGAGGACGAAGCUUCUGGAGGACCGAUCAUGGCCGAUACUCUCGUGGAGCGUCCAACGCCAAAGCGUACCGACGCGCCCUCUGCCGAUGAGUCCGAUCCCAUUAUGCAGCGUAGGGAACUGGCAGCCGAGUACUACCGCCGUCGAAACGAGAUGAUCCGCCAGCAGGGUGGUUUCAAGGCCCCAGCCGACGAAGACGAGAUAGGCGAGUUGAUGGAGGAGCGCGACGGAAAAGUGAAGAAGGUCAGCAGAUUCAAGGCGGCGAGAAUACAGCCGUCGAGUAGUUAA